AUGGGGAGCCCCCGGGCCGCGCUGCUGCUGCUGCUCCUGCGCCCGGCCAAGCUGCUGCGGAGACGCUUCCGGCUGCUGCUGGCGCUCGCCCUGGUGUCCGUGGGGCUCUGGACUCUGUAUCUGGAGCUGGUGGCGUCUGCGCAGGUCGGCGGGAAUCCCUUGAACCGGAGGUAUGGCAGCUGGCGAGAACUGGCCAAAGCACUGACCAGCAGGAAUAUGCCAGCUGUGGACCCGAAUCUCCAGUUCCACCGCCCCCAAAGGUUGAACCUCAAGGACCAAGGAAUGGACCAAGAUGGGAGCAGUAACAGCAGCUACCUGAAGUGGAACAAGGCCGUCCCCUGGCUGUCGGAGUUCCGGGGCCGGGCCAACCUGCACGUGUUCGAGGACUGGUGUGGCAGCUCCAUCCAGCAGCUCCGGAGGAACCUGCACUUCCCACUGUACCCCCACAUCCGCACAACCCUGAGGAAGCUGGCUGUGUCCCCCCGAUGGACCAAUUACGGCCUCCGCAUCUUUGGCUACCUGCACCCCUUCACCGACGGGAAAGUCCAGUUUGCCAUCGCCUCAGACGACAACGCCGAGUUCUGGCUGAGCCAUGACGACCAGGUUUCAGGACUUCAACUGCUGGCCAGCGUGGGCAAGACUGGAAAGGAGUGGACGGCCCCAGGAGAGUUUGGGAAAUUUCGGAGUCAAAUUUCCAAGCCGGUGAGCCUCUCAGCUUCCCGCAGGUACUACUUCGAGGUGCUGCACAAGCAGAAUGACCAGGGCACGGACCACGUGGAGGUGGCGUGGCGAAGGAGUGACCCCGGGGCCAAGUUCACCAUCAUCGACUCCCCUUCCCUGUCCCUCUUUGCAAACGAGACGGUCCUGAGGAUGGACGAGGUGGGCCACAUCCCUCAGACAGCAGCCAGCCACGUGGGUGCCCCUGACGGCCAGCCCGGAGACCAGCAGCCGCCCGCUGACAUGCUGCAGCCUGACCCCCGGGACACCCUCUACCAAGUGCCUCUGCUCCCUAAAUCUCACGUCCGCCACGUGCUGCCUGAUUGUCCCUACAAACCCAGCUACCUGGUGGACGGGCUCCCCCUGCAGCGAUACCAGGGACUCCGGUUUGUACACCUGUCCUUCGUUUAUCCCAAUGACUACACCCGCCUGAGCCACAUGGAGACGCACAACAAGUGCUUCUAUCAGGAACAUGCCUACUACCAGGACAGGUUCAGCUUUCAGGAGUACAUGAAGAUGGAUCAGCCUGAGAAGCCGGGGCUGGAACGGCCAGCAGGUUUGGAAGAGGACCUUCUAGAAGAAUCCCAGUAUGCAGACACGGCAGAGGAGACCCCUGCUUCCCCGGACAGGGAUGCCAGGAUGUCAGAGGGCCGACAGGUGCCUCUCCCCAGCCCUGGGCAGGGGGUCACGGACUACCGGCUCCGGAGCCUGCGGAAGCUCCUGGCCCGGCCCCGAACUGGCCUGCUGGCUCCCUUCUCCAAGCGCAACUCCACGGCCCCUUUCCCAGUGAGACUUGGCAACCUCCCUGGCCGCCUGGCACAGGAGAGGAAGCGGAAACCCAGCCCCACGCCCAGCCACGACUUAGCUCCUCCAGCCAGGCGGCCCCCAGGACACCUUGCAGGAGGCCUGCCUCAGAAGAAGAGGCUCCAGCCCACAGGACCAGGCCCGGACAGGACUCUAGAGCAGUCACAGUGGCUGAGUCAAGUGGAGUCUUACAUCGCUGAGCAGAGGAGGGGCGACAGGAUGGAACCCCAGGCCUCCAGGAGGACUUGGGGUGCGGAGGAGGAAGUGGUGGCCGCUGUGGGCCAGGAGGAACAGGUGGAGGAAGAGGAGGAGGUGGAGGAGGAAGGGGAGGAGGAAGAGGAAGAGGAAGAAGACAUGAAUGAAGUGUUUGAGUAUGUGCCUGUGUUCGACCCUGUUGUCAACUGGGACCAGACCUUCAGCGCUCACAACCUUGACUUCCAAGCCCUGAGGACCGACUGGAUCGACCUGAGCUGCAACACCUCGGGCAAUCUGUUGCUCCCGGAGCAGGAGGCACUCGAGGUGGCUCGUGUCUUCCUCAAGAGACUCAGCCAGCGGAGCCGGGGGAGGUACCAGCUGCAGCGCAUCGUGAAUGUGGAGAAGCGACAGGACCAGCUGCGUGGGGGUCGCUACCUCCUGGAGCUGGAACUGCUGGAAGCCGGUGGGCGCCUGGUGCGGCUUUCAGAAUACGUGUCUGCACGAGGCUGGCAGGGGCUUGAGCCGGCUGGCGGGGAGGAGGCCGAGGCACGGAACCUGCAGGGUCUGGUCUGGAGCCCCCAUAAGCAGCGGAGACAGGUCCUGCACGUGCAGGCUCCAGAGCCCAAGCUGUGCUGGCCCCAGGGCUUCUCCUGGAACCACCGCGCUGUGGUCCACUUCAUCGUGCCUGUGAAGAACCAGGCACGCUGGGUACAGCAAUUCAUCAAGGACAUGGAGGGGCUGCUGCAGGCCACCGGCGACCCCCACUUCAACAUCAUCAUUACUGACUAUAGCAGUGAGGACAUGGAUGUCGAGAUGGCCCUGCGCAAGUCCCAGCUGCGGAGCUACCAGUAUGUGAAGCUCAGUGGAAACUUUGAGCGCUCUGCAGGGCUUCAAGCUGGCAUUGACCUGGUGAAGGACCCACAUAGCAUCAUCUUCCUCUGUGACCUCCACAUCCACUUCCCAGCCGGCGUCAUCGACACAAUCCGGAAGCACUGUGUGGAGGGCAAGAUGGCCUUCGCCCCCAUGGUGAUGAGACUGCAUUGUGGGGCCACGCCCCAGUGGCCUGAAGGCUACUGGGAGGUGAAUGGAUUUGGACUGCUUGGCAUCUACAAGUCUGACCUGGACAAGAUCGGGGGCAUGAACACCAAGGAGUUCCGGGACCGCUGGGGUGGGGAAGACUGGGAGCUGCUGGACAGGAUCCUCCAAGCCGGCCUGGAAGUGGAGCGGCUCUCCCUCAGGAAUUUCUUCCAUCACUUCCACUCCAAGCGCGGCAUGUGGAACCGCCGGCAGAUGAAGAUGCCCUAA
Molecule: messenger RNA, 3021 nt
Organism: Ochotona curzoniae (black-lipped pika)
Lineage: Eukaryota; Metazoa; Chordata; Mammalia; Lagomorpha; Ochotonidae
Gene: B4GALNT3
Product: beta-1,4-N-acetyl-galactosaminyltransferase 3
Exons: 20
Coding region: 1-3021 (1006 amino acids)
Cellular component (GO): Golgi cisterna membrane
Molecular function (GO): acetylgalactosaminyltransferase activity
Source: RefSeq, a predicted model, not a curated record